GCUUGUUCAUGUCUACUGAACAGUUGGGGCUGACUGGCGCCAGUGUAGACAUCGGAUGGUUUCAGUAAUACGAAAAUCACUGAGGCUUUUCAUUUCACCAACUUCGGCGACCUGCACACUUUAAGGCAUCAAUCCCCCCUCUCCCUCCCUCUCUCCCCGCUUGUGUCGCGCACGCCUUCAGAGUACAGGGCAAAUGGACCACAUGUGUUUAAAACCAACAGUGGUCUUACCUCUGGCACAGACUGGGUGUUGUUUCUGAUCAACUUUUUUUUAAUGAACCUUGUGUGAGAUACGGGCGCUAGACGGCGGGAGGACCGUCACUCUUCUAUCGGACACUCGCGGAAGCUCGCCUUGGUCGCCUGAAGUUGACCACUUUGGAGAUCCACUCUUAAAAGCCGCGAUGGAAAUUGCUACGGAUCAGCCGCGGUGGGUGUCCCACCACGCCGUGUUGAACGGCCAGCACCCGGAGUCUCACCACCCGAGCCUGCCCCACAAUUACAUUGAACCCACGCAACUUCUCCCGCCCGAUGAGGUCGACGUGUUCUUCAAUCACCUCGACGGGCAAGGGAACCCGGUCUCUCCCUACUACAGCAACUCCCCGCACGCCCGGGCCACCGUCUCCUACCGCCAGGCUCACGCCCGUCUCUCCGGCGGUCAGGUCUGCGGGCCGCAUCUUCUGCACAGCCCCACCAUCUCUUGGCUGGACAGCGGCAAGGCGCUCUCGGCGCACCACCACCACCACCACAACGCCGCGGCGUGGACCGUCAGCCCGUUCACCAAAGGGCCACUCCACCCCGGAGGGCCGAGCGGCCUCAGCGUCUACUCCGGAAGCACCUCGGCCACCACCCUCUCGGCCGCGGCGGCGGCGGCGGCGGCAGCAGCGGCUCACCCCAACCCGCACCACCUCUUCACCUUCCCACCCACCCCGCCUAAGGACGUGUCUCCGGAUCUGGGUGCUCACAGCACGGUUUCCCCGUCCAACUCGGCGGCGGCAACAGCAGCAGGUCGGCAAGAUGAUAAGGAAUCCAUUAAGUAUCAUGUAUCUUUGGCAGAAAGUAUGAAACUGGAAUGUACUAGGAGUACUAUGCCAUCGCUCGGAACCAGCGCGACUUCCACCCAUCAUCCCAUUCCCACUUACCCUUCCUAUGUCCACGAAUGCAACAGCAGCCUCUUCCACCCCAGCGGUAUCCUGGCCGGCGCCUCCAAUAAUUUCACACCCAAAUCCAGGAGCAAAGCACGCUCGUGUGCCGAGGGCCGGGAGUGUGUGAACUGUGGAGCAACCUCCACUCCGCUCUGGAGGAGAGACGGCACAGGCCACUAUCUGUGUAACGCCUGUGGCCUGUAUCACAAGAUGAACGGGCAGAACAGACCUCUCAUCAAACCUAAAAGGAGAUUGUCAGCGGCCAGGAGAGCAGGGACGUCCUGUGCUAAUUGUCAGACCACAACCACUACUCUAUGGCGGCGAAAUGCCAACGGGGACCCGGUGUGUAACGCCUGUGGCCUUUACUUCAAGCUGCACAAUGUCAACAGACCCCUCACCAUGAAGAAGGAAGGGAUCCAGACCCGCAACAGGAAGAUGUCUAGCAAGUCGAAGAAGAGCAAGAGGAUGUCGGAUGGUUUCGAGGAGUUGUCCAAGUGCAUGCAAGACAAGGCGACGUCCUUCAGCCUGGCGGGACACAUGCAGCACAUGGGACACCUGCCCUCCUUUAGCCAUGCGGGCCAUAUGCUGCCCACCCCUACCCCUAUCCACCCAUCGUCCAGCCUCUCAUUUGGGCACCCGCACCCCUCCAGCAUGGUGACGGCCAUGGGCUAGAGGGGGUGUGACUCCCUCAGAGGACGAAGAGAAAUGGUCAGGAGAGAAGAGAGGGGUAGCAAAGAAAAAUAAAAUGUACAAGAGGUUUUUGCCAUUAUCUUUUCCAAAGCAAGAAAGAUUGAUGUCGGACAGCGUGGUGUGUUUGGAGGAUUGUGAGUGGCUGUACCUGACCCCAGUCCCUGCCCUGUUGGUGUUGCAGAACUUGUGGGAGGCAAGAGUUGGAGUCAAACCAAACAGCAUUUUAUCUCCUCGAUGAGGAAGCAGGAAAGCCCCCGUGGGCUUGGAUUGCCUGCUUCGGACUGGAAGGCGCAUGGAGGUAGAACCACACCAGAAUCUUGCAAAACGACUUUGGUUCUUGCUGUUGAUGUGAAUAUUGUAAAUCAGAGAAUUUGAGAUAAAUGGUUUGCAAAAACCUAAUAGCUUAUGCUGGAUUUCUUUCCUUACUUUCAUUUAAAAAAACACUCAAAAAAAUUAAGCAAAGCCACUUAACUUUGAAGUAUAUUCCUUUCUAUUUGAAUUGUUUUAAUUAUUUCAUGUUGUGCAAAUAUUUUAUCUGGGAAGAUUUUGUGCUGAUUCUGGGCUUUUUGUCAUUGGGUAAUGAGGCAAGGUCAAAGGGAAGAGAGGUCGUUGGCUCUUGCUUGGAUGGCUCAGUGGGUGGGGAACGAUGGCUGGGUUUGGUCGCUGGUCUGUAUUCAGUUAACUGGGACGGGGGAACCGAAGCAAUGCUGGUUACUGGAAUGGGCUCAAUCUCACCACCACCCCCCAUCUUCUCCUACCAAGGGAGAGUGAGGGCAAGCAGUCUGACACCUCAUUGCUAUUCAGUGACACGGAGUAAGCAUAGGGAAGGACUGUGUCCAAAUAUGACACUGUUCAUAAUCCAAUAGCAAGCUGCUAUUUAUUUGUGUUUUGACUGAGGUUUGACAGUUGGAAGAGGUAUUGGUUGGGAAGUAUCCAUCGCGGAGAACCCCAGCAAGAAAAUAAAAGGCAGCAAAGUGAGGUGGAGUGGUGGGUUACAGGUGGAGGGUAUGGAGACAGGAGCCUGUGGUUAACAAAUCAGCCCCUAACUUCAUCUCAGUUCUCAGUGUUGGAAGGACACCAAAUCUAAAAGAGCAAAAGAGAUUUCGAUGUAGAUAAUUAACUGUUGUACAUUUUUAUCGAUAGUUUUCACAGGUGAGUAGAUAAAUGAGUUCUUCAAAAAGUUUGCUUUCCACAUCUCAGUUUAAUUUAAACAGAUUCCUGUUCCUUCUCUCGGCUUAAAAGGGACACCAUAGAUUUAAAUCGAUGCCUUCAGCAAGUCAUCUGCUACCUAAG
Messenger RNA from Pristis pectinata (smalltooth sawfish), 3124 nucleotides. RefSeq names its product GATA binding protein 2b (gene gata2b). The transcript has 6 exons. Gene Ontology annotation, cellular component: nucleus. Gene Ontology annotation, biological process: positive regulation of miRNA transcription; positive regulation of transcription by RNA polymerase II; negative regulation of transcription by RNA polymerase II. Lineage: Eukaryota; Metazoa; Chordata; Chondrichthyes; Rhinopristiformes; Pristidae. The coding region runs from base 401 to 1813 and encodes 470 amino acids. The record is from RefSeq and is a predicted model, not a curated record. Gene Ontology annotation, molecular function: RNA polymerase II cis-regulatory region sequence-specific DNA binding; zinc ion binding; DNA-binding transcription factor activity, RNA polymerase II-specific.